GGGUUAGAUUCGGGACCCGACUUUACCUUCUCCGUAUACAAAUGGAAAACGCAACCUAGGGAUUCCAUUCGUGCGUUCUUGCCUCCACUUCCACCGGCUUCUUCUUUGCCUUCUCUUCUUUGGUAAGGUAGCUGGUCGCUGCGAUCCCUCUUUGUGCUCUUCCAACCGGGCCAAACCCCUGCGCUAUCUCAGCCAUGUCGUCCAAGCAAGGAGGGAAAGCAAAGCCUCUGAAGCAACCCAAGGCUGAUAAGAAAGAAUACGACGAGGUUGAUAUGGCCAAUUUGCAAAAGAAGAAGGAUGAGGAAAAGGCGCUGAGGGAGCUUAGAGCAAAGGCCCAACAGAAGGGGACAUUUGGAGGUGCUGGACUCAAGAAGAGUGGGAAGAAAUGAGUCCUCCUACGCAACAUAUGUUAGAUUACUUGAUCUUAAAUUGCAGAUAUCUGAUGUCUUUCUAAGCAAUUGAUUGUGUGACAUGUUAUCCUCUGCAUGAAACCGAAUAACAUGAAGUUUUCAAACGCUUUACUAUUUUCUUGUUGUGUGUAAAACCUGGAAGAAGAUAAUAUUGCUAUGGUCCUUGUUUCUGGAGUGGAAUGAUUAAUAGAAGUCGAACCCUUUGCAAUAUUCUAAACUA
Messenger RNA from Cucurbita maxima (winter squash), 630 nucleotides. RefSeq names its product translation machinery-associated protein 7-like. The record is from RefSeq and is a predicted model, not a curated record. Lineage: Eukaryota; Viridiplantae; Streptophyta; Magnoliopsida; Cucurbitales; Cucurbitaceae. Bases 195 to 389 code for a protein of 64 amino acids. The transcript is spliced from 5 exons.